Messenger RNA from Cantharellus anzutake, 402 nucleotides. RefSeq lists its product as uncharacterized. The transcript has a single exon. NCBI's taxonomy places the organism in Eukaryota, Fungi, Basidiomycota, Agaricomycetes, Cantharellales, Hydnaceae. The record is from RefSeq and is a predicted model, not a curated record. The annotation marks the transcript as partial.
CAAGCAUUAUUCAAGGCAUGGAGGGUCCCAUGCCUUGGUCUGACUAUUGCUGGUAAGUUGAAUGUCUCCAGGUCUUUGGAUGAGUCCAGUAUGAUGUGCAUUGUGACAGGCCCAUAUAUUACUUUCCAUGCUGUGAUUUACCUUGGUCAGUGGUGCAUCAACUUGACUUCCACACUAUUAUGCAUUGCAUUUGCAUGUGAUGGUUGUGAUUGGAAGGCACUCUAUGCUGCUUUUUCUGCUGCAUUGGACCUAUUGAGUCACAUAGACUCUGAUGCAAAACGCUUCAUGGCCACACCACCCAAGCUUGAACAUGGUUAUUACACACUCCCAUAUAUUUUGGAGCUGCCUGGGUAUAUCAACAAUCUGAAAAUCAAUUUCCAGAUUCUUGAGCUUCACCCAGAU